UUAAUGUGAACAGACUCUCCGGUCUGUUUUGCUGUACCCCUUCGGAGUACUUUCAGUGGACACAGAUCAGCUGCUUGAAAUUGAACGUGAGGCAUUGGACCCCAUUGCAAGAGAAUGUGGCCUAAGUAUAUUCAUCAGCUCCUCUGCGUUGGUUAGCCAUUGCAUCCUUGAGAAGGAAAGAAGCUCGCUUUAGUGCUGCAGUGGUUGCUGGAUCCCUGGUAGCCACUCGCGAGAGUAUGAAGGGGAGCUGUUCCGUCUACACGCAGAUUCACUGGCUUUGGAAGCAGAAGGUUUGCGAGUUUUAAUACCUUUCAAGUCUCAACUCCUUGCAAGGAAUCAAUUAGGCCACUAUAAAUACUUGAAAAACGAAAAGCAGAGUUAGUUUGUGAGUGCGCUUAACAAUCCAAGGUUAAUAACAAUGGGAGACAAUGAUGAUAAUCGGGACAAAGGGUUAUUUUCACAUCUUGCUGGAUAUGCUGCUGGACACUAUCCACGGCCACAUGGGGCAUACCCUUAUCCUCCUCCUCAAGGUGCAUAUCCUCCUGCAGGUUAUCCUCCUCCUGGCGGAUAUCCACCAUCUGGGUAUCCUCCUCCUGGUGGAUAUCCUCCCUCUGGGUAUCCUUCUCCAGCUGGAUACCCACCGGCACCGCCACCAGGAUAUCCACCACAUGGUGGAUAUCCUCCUGCUGGUUAUCCUGGUCCCUCAGCUCACCAUCACUCGGGGCAUGGACCUCCAAUGGGUGCAUUACUAGCUGGUGGUGCUGCAGCAGCGGCUGCUGCAUAUGGGGCUCACCAUCUGGCACAUGGUGCACACCAUUCUGGUCAUGGUGGAUAUUAUGGUCAUCAUCAUGGGAAGUUUAAGCAUGGGAAAUUUGGCAAGCAUGGAUUCUAUGGAAGGCACAAGCACGGCUUCUUUGGAAAGCACAAGCACAAGUUCAUGGGGUUCAAGAGAUGGAAGUGAUUGGCGUGUCUUGGGAUUUGUUUCUUCCAUUCUGUGUUGCUGCUUUCUCCAGGAUCACUGUGUUUUAUUGGUUUGGUUGAAGAAUUUUUUGAAUAAUUUGGGAACUAAAUUCAGCGUGUAUAUAAAUACAUAGCUAGAUUUCAGCGUGCAUUUUUCUCUAUAUAGUUUAAGAUUUUUGUCACUUUGCUGUCACCUAGCUUGUUUAUGCAGAUUUGGUUUUUGGUACUUACAGAUGUUAGUAACACUAUCCUUGUGUUAGUAUUCCUGAUCUCCCUCAUGAGAACAAUAAUAACCAGAGACUUCUUGCCUA
This is a messenger RNA of Coffea arabica (coffee), 1271 nucleotides long. RefSeq lists its product as uncharacterized. Lineage: Eukaryota; Viridiplantae; Streptophyta; Magnoliopsida; Gentianales; Rubiaceae. The record is from RefSeq and is a predicted model, not a curated record.